Molecule: messenger RNA, 4417 nt
Organism: Nannospalax galili (Upper Galilee mountains blind mole rat)
Lineage: Eukaryota; Metazoa; Chordata; Mammalia; Rodentia; Spalacidae
Gene: Larp1b
Product: La ribonucleoprotein domain family member 1B
Biological process (GO): positive regulation of translation; mRNA stabilization
Cellular component (GO): cytoplasmic stress granule; cytosol
Molecular function (GO): RNA cap binding
Source: RefSeq, a predicted model, not a curated record
UCCUUACGCUGGGCUUGUAGCGCCGUAUCGGCGCCCGCGCCCGCUGAGGGCUCGCGGCUCCGGCGCGCCUGGCGAGCUCCGGCCGUGCGCUGUGAGAAGGCCGGGCGGCGGGCGGUUAGCGCUCCGCUCGGCGGGCUGGGAGGAGCGGCACGCCGGGCGCUUCACGGCCUCGGCGGGCGGGUUCCGUAUCCCAGGACCUAAGCGGGUCGGUGCCCCAGCGCGGAAAGACGGGCGGCCGGGAUCCGUGGACCCGGACUGCCCCUGGCUGGGCAGUAGGCUGGGGCCAGGGGCCGACCAUGUCCGCUCGCGCCCGGGUGUCUGCCGCUCUCUCUCGGGAGGACCCGCCCGCCGUGGCCGCCGACCGGGAGGCGCUGUUGGCGGCGGCAAGCCGGCGGGCGGAGCAGCCGGCUCUUGGCGAGCGGGAGGGCAAGGAGGCGGCGAGGGAGGAGCGGGCCACGGCCACCAGCGCCGGGGCGCGGGGGGGGCCGUCGCCGGCGCUCGUGCUGGGACAUAGCGUGCCCCAAGCAGCCGUACCCGUGAGGCCGCUGGCGCUGCACCUGGCGCACAAGGCGCGCGGGCCAGGGGGUCCCUUCGGCGGGGAGGCCUUGCCACCUCCGCCGCCGCCGCCAGCACCGUCCCCACCCGAGGAUGCCCGCGACGACCCUGCGGCGGCCGGCCCCGAGGACAAGAAGCCGCCGCCUCCUAAAGAGAACCCUUGGACCAAGAAGCCGCCGCGGCACCUGUCCCCCGUCGGCACCGCUGCGCCGCCGCCCGUGGAGGACGCCCCGGAGGCCGAGCUCAAUUCCCCCAAAAUUAUAAAAGCAGGGAAACUCAAGACAAAGAAAUCCAACAAGGCUAGUGAUUUCAGUGAUAUGGCAAACUGGCCAACACCAGGUGAAUUAGUGAACACAGGGAUCACUCUUUUGCAGUCUCCAAGUGUUAUCAGUCAAGGAAAUAAGAAGCCACAAGUUAGAAAAGAAAAAGAAGAGAAGAUUGAAAAAAGAAGCAACAGUGAAAGCAAAGAAAACCGGGAAGCAAAACUAGAUGGUCCAGCUGAAAAUGUCAGCGAAGAUGAGGCUCAGUCCAGUAACCAGCGGAAGAGAGCUAAUAAGCACAAGUGGGUACCACUCCACUUAGAUGACGUGAGACCAGACAGUCAGGAAAGACCCGGGUCCCGGAACAGCUCUAGAUGUCAGCCUGAAGCAAAUAAAUCAGCACACAAUAAUAGGAAAAGUGAUACGCGAAGUUGGAGACGAGAUAGAGAAAAGAGAGAUGAUCAAGAUGAAGUGUCCAGUGUGAGAAGUGAGGGUGGUACCAUCCGAGGUUCCACUAGAGGCAGAGGCAGAGGAAGAGGACGAGGAAGAGGCCGAGGCAGAGGAAACCCUCGAUUGAACUUUGAUUAUUCAUAUGGUUAUCAAGAACAUGGUGAAAGGACUGAUCAGCCAUUUCCAACAGAGCUUAAUACCAGUAUGAUGUAUUACUAUGAUGAUGGCACAGGUGUACAGGUGUAUCCUGUGGAAGAAGCACUACUGAAAGAAUACAUUAAGCGCCAAAUUGAGUACUACUUCAGUAUAGAGAAUUUGGAAAGAGACUUCUUUCUUCGGAGAAAGAUGGAUGAACAGGGUUUCUUGCCUAUUUCACUGAUUGCUGGUUUUCACCGAGUUCAGGCUCUUACCACAAACCUUAAUCUCAUCUUGGAGGCGCUGAAGGAUAGCACAGAAGUAGAAAUUGUGGAUGAGAAAAUGAGGAAAAAGAUAGAACCAGAAAAAUGGCCAAUCCCAGGCCCUCCUCCACGACAUGUGCCACAAACAGAUUUCUCUCAGCUGAUUGACUGUCCAGAGUUCAUACCAGGCCAAGCCUUUGGCUCACAUACAGAGUCUGCCCCAAAUUCUCCAAGAAUUGGAAGUCCACUGAGCCCCCCCAAAAAUACUGAAACUAAUAUUCUUCAAGCAAUGUCUAGAGGUUUGUCUACCAGCUUACCUGACUUGGACUCAGAACCAUGGAUAGAAGUGAAAAAGAGGCAUCGCCCAUCCCCAGUGAAGUUAAAGGAAUCAAUAUCUGUACCUGAAGAUACAUCAAAUCAACUAAAUCUUCCAGAAGAACAAGAACAAGAAGAACUUGAUUUUUUAUUUGAUGAAGAGAUGGAACAGAUAGAAAGACAGAAAAACACAUUUACUGAUUGGUCUGAUAAUGAUUCAGAUUAUGAAAUUGAUGACCAGGAUUUAAAUAAGAUUUUGAUUGUAACUCAGACACCACCUUAUAUGAGAAAGCAUCCUGGAGGCGACCGAGCAGGCACCCACACGUCACGGACAAAAAUCACAUCAGAACUUGCUAAAGUGAUCAAUGAUGGUUUAUAUUACUAUGAACAGGAUCUGUGGAUGGAAGAUGAAAACACAUACACAGCCAUAAAGCCAGAAGUUGAGAACUUUAAGAAGCUAACUCUCAUUAGUAAAGAGCAGUUUGAAAAUCUAACACCUGAGCUUCCUUUUGAGCCAAACCAAGAAGUUCCUGUAGCACCUUCACAGUCCAGGCAAGAAAUAACUUCAGGACUGGUGGUUCACACGCUGCCCACAGCAGUUCCAGAGUCUCCUAGGAUUCAUCUUGCAAGGACACCCAAAACUCCCCGAACACCCCGGUUACAAGAUCCUAAUAAAACACCAAGAUUUUAUCCUGUUGUCAAAGAACCAAAAACCAUCAAUGUAAAGAGUCCAAGAAAGAGGAAAACGAGGCACAGUACAAACCCCCCUUUAGAGUGUCAUGUUGGUUGGGUGAUGGACUCCAGGGAUCAUGAACCAAAACCAUCCUCUGUCAGCAGUUCAAAUGCUUCACCUUCAGAAGGUGCACCACUCAUGGGAAGCUGUGGGUGCACACCUCACUCAUUCCCAAAGUUCCAACAUCCUUCUCAUGAGCUGCUGAAGGAAAAUGGCUUUACCCAACAAGUGUAUCACAAGUAUCGUCGAAGAUGUCUAAGUGGUAUGGGUUAGAAUGUCUUUUCAGGUUUUAUAGUUAUGGACUGGAAAAAAAAUUCAGACAAGAAAUUUUUAAGGAUUUUCAAGAAGAAACCAAAAAAGACUACGAAUCUGGCCAGCUGUAUGGGCUAGAAAAGUUCUGGGCCUAUCUGAAAUAUUCUCAAUCUAAGACACAGUCUGUUGACCCAAAACUUCAGGAAUACCUCUGUAGUUUUAAGAAGUUAGAAGACUUCCGUGUUGAUCCCCCUAUUAGUGAGGAACUUGGAAGAAAAAGACAUUCAUCUACUUCUGGGGAGGAGAGUAAUCACCGUAGACUUCCGUCUCACUCCUCUACAGUGCCAGAUGCUAAGCCUACAUCUACCAGUGAGCUGCAGGUCCCAACAUACUCACCAAGGAGGAAUCCAUGGGAGCCCACGGGCAGCUCACACCAGGACAGUGCUGCCUUGGCCUCGACCAAGACUGAAAUACCUGAGAAAUAAAUGCUUACAAAAGUUGUGUGUUCUUGAAAUCAACAUUUAUAUCAGUAUUUAUGUGGGAAAGAUCCUCUGAUGUUUAAUUGUGAUAAUCCAAAAAAACAAAAAGGAAGAAAAGUGGUAGUCUUUCUUUCUAGCAAGGUAAAUCCCACAAAUGUUUUCCAUGGUGUCAAAAACAAGGAUAGUUGGGUGACCUUAUUGAGAUCCUGUAGUAAUGCAUUUGGCCUCAGUAUUUCUUGAAAGCCAUUGUUUACAAGAACAGAAUUCCUUAAAUACAAUUUUUUAAAAAAAGAAAAACAAGGAAUGCCUAACAUUUCAGCUGUUACUUCUUAAAAAAGAUACAGUAUGUUGUAUCCAUCUCUUCUCUAGAGCCCCAAAAGAAUCAGAUCACCCCACUAUGAAUUCACAUUUGAAUGCAUCAAAAGCAAAGGAAGAUUACAUAUAUAUUUUUUAAAUUCAGAAAAUGGAUAUGAUACACAUUUUUCCUGUAGAUAGAUAGUUUGAAGGAAUUUUUUUAUAAAAAUAGGACUAUAUAGUAAGACUGUAGUUAUAUCAAAGCUUGAAGCUUGUGCACUUUUGAUUUUGCUUCCUCCCCACCCCCUCAGUCAUACCUCAUGAUUUUCAGUGUCUUGAUGUGGAAUUUUCUGAAUUUGCAUAAGUUGGGUAUAUAUUCUGAGAUAUUUACUUUUGUGAUUCUACGUAAACUUGCACAUAUAAUUUAAAAUCAUUAGGUUCUGUUGGAAUAUUGCUGUAAAUAAAUUAGUCUGUUUUGAAUGUGUCUGCUGUUUAUCUGUCUUUGAGUGGGUAUGUCACAAGCAGUCAGAUCACCAUUCUUUAAGAAGAGCAUUUAGGUUUUUUUCUUUUUGUUCCGUUUAAUUUUUAUUUUAUUCUCAUAACUGUUUUCAAGAGUUGUAACAAACUGAUUUCUCAUUUUUAGUGCUAUUGCAACAAUGUAAAUGAUAGUUUCCAUUUUGU